CAAAACUUUGACAGACAGUGAUAGUUUUCAUUGCAGUGUCAGAUUCAUUAGAAGACAAAACAUUAGCUGACAAAAAUUUUCAAAGAGAUUUGGGCGUUUCUUUUAACCUUAAAAGAAAUAUUAUAUGCAAUAUGGAUCACAUUCCUUCAGUAUUCAUUCAACGAAUUUGAAAUGAAAAAAAGCGCCAGUUUGGAAAAGAUAAAUGGUUUCGAAUUGGUGUCAAAUGCAAGAUACGCUGGACAAAACUUACCCGAAAACUGCUCAUUGCCGAAGAAGAGGCAUAAACGUGUUGCGGAUAUAUUUGAACACUACUGUAUUACCAUCAAACCAAAAAUACAUAAGAGCAGUUCCCUCACUGAUCUUACAGCGCAGACAAACAAUUUUACUUUAGAUCUUUAUAAACAAACCACCAGGGUUUGGCCUCGUUGUAUUGACAAGCACGCAGUUUAUGGUAGUUCUGGAGAUUCUUCAGUAAAAGUUCAUACAAAUAAUAACACUGAAAUUGACCAAUACAUGUCGUGGAAUUUAAAAGGGAAGAAAAUCAAGAGGAAGCCGGAAAUGUCGCCCGACACGACUUACUCGAAAAAGUAUACUGAAAACUGCCCCUGCAACAGAAACGGCCAGGAGUUGAACCAAUCCUCCGGUAUCGAAGAUUCGAGUGAAUGCAGCAUAGAUCCAAACAAUACUCAAAAGGGUGCAGCAUUUCCCUUUAAACCUACACCAAGUGGUAAUUUGAAAGUUCAAUCAAAUCAGGUAGUAUUUCAAUCAUCGACUGUUGGAGUCCUAUUAGCAGAUCCUACUCAAGCGAAACUCAAAGUUAAGUUUAUUGGUAAAGCUGCCGGUGAACCGGAGGAUCCAGUAACAUCUUAUGAUGUAGGGAGUGAAUCUGAGCCCCAAUUACAAUUCAAUCACAGAGAACACAGUAAUAAUAAUCAAGUCGAAAAUAAUAACGAUCGAAAUAUAAAAGAAAAACAUAGGUCUGUAAGAGAAGAUAAAGGUAAAGAGUUGGGGAGCCUAGGUUACGCUUUAGCCGAAGCUGUUGAUUGGAUGCAUGUACAGUUACCUAAAAAGCAAGAUUUGUUUCAAGAGUUUUAUAGACGAAUUCACAAUCACAUAAAUACAGACACAGUGAUUCAUAUCGGCAACGAAGAAUUUCACUGUCACAGCAUUGUACUCCAAGUGUAUUCGAACUUCUUUGACAUGAAUCCGCACAGAGAAAUUGAACUUUCAAUUAGCGAUGUUUCAUGCGAAGUAUUCCAAUCAAUAUACGAAUGGAUGAUCUUUAGUGGACAAGAGAGCAGUAAAAUAUUGAGGAAGGAUAAUAUAUUAGAUCUUUUCUGUGCCGCUCAAUUCUUAUCGAUCAAAGAUUUGGAAAACCAGUGCUGGUCGUUUAUUGUAAAUGAAAAUCUUUUCAAUGAGGACACAGCCUUCGCACUGUAUAGAGAAGCAAGACUAAGGAGAAUGUCGCCUGUUGUUGACCUUAUGGUUCCUCGAAUUAUGCGUUUCUUCCUGCCUUUAGUUGCAUCGAAAGAUUUCCUUGAACUCGAACCAGAAGAAAUUUUGACCAUCCUCAAAUCAAAUUAUAUUUGUGUGACAAGCGAAAUAGAAGUCCUCAUGGCUGGCGUGCGCUGGCUGUACGCAGACUGGUCGAACCGCCAGCAGCUUGCGGUGGAGGUGAUGAGGUGUGUGCGCUUCGGCCUCAUUUCGCCGUGGCAGCUGGUCGACAUCAAGCGGAACCCAGACAACGGCGAGAUAUUGGAGAUUGUCAACGAAUCGGAGGUGCAGCAAAUGGUCGACGAUGGUCUAGCCUAUGUUAUUAUCAAAUAUUGGUAUGGAAACAACUCGAAGAACUACUACCACUGGAUAGAUGUACUUGGUCUCACGGAGCCUGCUGAGAGAAACUGGAUUGGCGAGGAGAAGAAUCACGUAACAUACAAGGAUUUCCUCAAAUAUCUAGAGCAGUUCAUGGUACCGAAGGAACAGAUGUAUCAACAAAUGUCCAUGAUGCAGCCGCCUCGUAGAAACGAUGAUAUUCCUGCCGGUUUGCGGGGAGCCGAUAAUGACAUGAUGGAAAUGCGAAGGCCGAAAAUGGACUUUCCUUUGCCGUUCACUUUAAAAGGAUUAACGGGCGACAAGGAAAAGUUCCCAACAAUGAGCGAGUUUAUCGAUAGCAGAAAAAAAGCUCAAGAUGGACUACUGUCGCCGUCAUCGCUUCGUUCGCCACCUGUAGAUGGAGACCCUCAGCAGCCAAUGUCUUCUAGAAGCCCAACAUUUAAAAAGCCUCAGAGCAUACUUGAAGAGCAACGUAAAUUUAGGGUUAACCAACAGAAGGAACAAUCCCAUCCAAUUAAUCGUAUUAACAGAAUACAGGAGGUUCACAUGUGUACGGUGCAUCACGAUCAUAGACAAAUCUUCGAUCCUCCUGAAAAAGACUCUGGUGACGAUUUGAUGACUACCAACAGUGAGUGUAGCACUGUUACUACCGAAAGCAACGUGGAACGGAAUACGUCGCUAGACCAGUAUUGCAUGACAAAGAAGAAUGAAAAAAGGCACAGCGUAGCUGCUUCCUACCUAGCUGCUGCAACUGCAGUGCUUGCUGGUAACAGAAGAACAUCCCAUAACUCGCCUACUACAGCAGGCGAUGCACGCAGAGCCUCAGAGCCCGCGUCACGCCCGGAAGGCGCCCCACGCGCCUCUGUCUCUCCACCUCAGCCGCAACUAACCUCACCGAACAACUGCGCUAGCCCACAGUUCUCCCUGUUCAACCACUCCAAAGAAUCUCUCGCCAAGAUCAAUAUGAACAAACUUUCCACGUCGAUUCUCGGCCCAUCUAACAAGAAUUAUAUAGCAGAUGGCUCACUCUUCAAUUGGGACAAGGAAACAGUUCUUGUCUUCGGAGGAAUAGACCCUCACACCAAUUACGGACUUGGCCGAAACACGGGAAAAGAUAUAUAUAGGUACGAUCCCGUGACGAAUGUUUGGGAGAACGUUGGGGACCUUCCCGAGCCCAGACAUCAUCAUUCAGUUGCUUUCUUGCGAGGCAGGGUUUAUCUCGUCGGUGGCGCAGACCCUCGCGAUGACGAUAUAAGAGGAAAGUCAGUAGUGGUCUCCACCGUUUGGAGCUACGAGCCAGUGACACGCUCUUGGUACAGUGAGAAUGGUUUAACAGUCCCCAGGAAGAAUUUUGGGUUGGUUGUGCAUCGUAUGGCGCUGUACGCCAUCGGUGGGCAGGAUAAGAAAGGCAGGGUGCUUCGGUCUGUGGAGCGGUUCGACCCUAAAACUGGUUCUUGGAAUGAAGUGCGGUCCAUGAGCGUGGCCCGUAUGGCUGUGGCGACGGUGAAGUACCGCGACUACAUCUGGGUCGCUGGGGGUAUGACCGGCGAGAAGAAACGACCCGUCUGCAAGAUCGUGGAGUGUUACAACUCCAAAACCAACGAAUGGACUGAAAUUCACAGCUUGCGUUUCCCGAGGUGCUUCGCAACAUUAUUCGCUAUGAAUGACAGAUUGUAUAUUAUAGGGGGAGCUGGGAAAAUUUCAGACAAAGAAAAAACCGCGAGUAGUGUUGGUUCCAUAGACGUAUGGGACUGGAAGGAUCGCGAGUGGAAACCACAGACGGACAUGUCUAUCCCGCGGCAUGGACACGCUCUAGCUUACCUGGGCACACAGCUGAUCAUCAUUGGUGGCGUAACCACGAUAUACAUGCGGGCGCUCAACAACGUGGAAUCGUACUGCUGCGAACGGAGCGCCUGGAUCCGCGGCGUUGCCACUCUGCCAUCUCCUCUCUCAGGUCAUGACGCUGUCACUCUCCCACCUGCAUGCCUUAUGUGACACCACCGUUACGCUAGCACCGCACGAAUAAAGAGAGCACAGAAACAAAACGUAAAACCAUACAGUUGCGAGCCAUAGAAGUAUAAGGAUAGAGUAGGGGAGAUAUAGACUCUACUACAAGUGGAAGUGUCCCUCUAAUAGAAAGAGAAGGAAGAUGAGAGACCGCUAGCUUUCUCUCUCUAAUCGCGCAUGCGCAUUGGCAACCGUAAGUAUUUUACUAUUUCGAUGUCAUGCCAUUGGAUGCCAUGCGUCACAAGAGAGAGAGAUAGCUAGAGGUCUCAUCUUCUUUCUCUUUCUACUAGACGGACACUUUUAGAGCCACCUUCCCCACUCUAUUCUUAUAUCUCUAUGGAGCGAGCACUGGCGCCUGUCACGUACGCAAAGAAACGUUUCUAUUGGCCGCCAGUGCACACUCACAAACUCGCACGCCAUGAAGUUUCGUCUCUAUACUUUCUUUACUCAUGUACUACUACUUCACAUGUCGUUUCGAAUUAGCUAUUUUGUAAACUCGACAAAUUAUCCACAUAAUGAUUUAUAGAGAAAGACUCCGUUUUUUUCUACUAUUGUCAAGUUAACAAAAUAGUAGCUAAUAUGAAAUGCCACCCGAAGUGACGCACGCCACAUUACGUAUACAGUAAAACGUUUACCUUAUGCACGCAAAUCAUUAAAUCAUUGGUUAUAGCAAAUAUUUUCUAAAGGUUUUUUUUUUACUUCCUUCUUUUCCCGUCACACUUUUUAUUGGAAAAAUCAUUGUACGUGGAUGGGAAAAAGGAGAAAAAUACUGAAUUUAUUUAAUCGGAUCCAUAUGUACCUUUAUGCUAAGAUCUUUUGUAUUCUGUUUUGAUAUACCUAAUUCGGAAUUAUGUUAUAAAAUGAAGGUUCACUUUUUUUUGUCAAAAUUUGUGUAGAUAUAAUAAAUGCAAUAGUAAAAUAAAAAUAAUCUAAUGGGAAUGAUAACAAUAAAAUGUAUUGUCAAUGUAUUUAUUGAAAAUUGUAAGUUACGGUGUAAUUAAUUAUCUUUGUUACAAAUUAUUGUAUAAUGCGCGUUAUUUAUGUUUGUCUUAUCUUGUAAAUGUAAUUAUACUGUAAACCUUUUAUUGAAUUAUAAUUUAUUUUGAGAUAAAAUAGUAUCUAGCCCUGAUACUGAACGGAAAGUAACCGUAAGUGAUGAUUUUUCAUACAAAAAUAAUGCGAAAUUAAUUACAAUCUUAACAUCACUACUUAGACAUGAAAUCUUACAAUAUAAUAUCACAAAGUCCCUUAACAUAAUAUGAAAUCACAACUUUUAUUAGGAGUCAAGAAAUAAUCAAAAUAUAAUACAAUAUAAACUAGUUAGCAAGCGUUCGAGUACUUUUCUCUAUAAAAAAAAUCUACAAGAUAUUGCAGCAAUCAGGAUAGUAUUGUAAUCUAAGUUCUUCUCAUACUAUUACAUCAUUCUCAUGGAUUAGUCCAUCGUAAAAUUCGCCAGCCGGCUAAGCCGUGGUGAAUACGCAUGGCUACUUUAACAAAACUACUAUUUCACGGAACAUUGUCAUUCAUAACGUCUUAUCCUAAAAUAUCACAAAGUUUAAGUGGCAAUUGACUUUAUUCCUUUCUUCUAAAUAAAUUACCAAACAUCCCUGCAGAUACCAAACGCAUCCCUUUCAAAGCCGUCUUCACAAGGGGCGUAGACUUUGAAGAAUAGAGCGCUAUUUACAGGAACGAGUCCGUUUUGUUUUACAUUUUGAAUGUCAACCUGAAAUAAAAAUAAUUGUUAAUAUAAAAUAUAAACUAUUUAAUUUCAGUUGAAACUGGAAACUGGCAAUGUGCUAAUUCUUUCGUGACUUUUCAUUGGUUUCUUAUAUAAGUAAACUUUAUGUUGGAUAAAAAACUAAGCGUUACGUUAUCCCUUAUUUAAAAUUUAACAGCCUAUUAGUGUAGCAGUAUAAGUGCUAAUAUAUUCAAAUGACUGCAGUACCAAUGCCUAUCUAUUUAAUUUUAAAAUAAGCUUUCCCAAAUUAAAAAAACUAAAUAAAUGAAACCAUAAUAGAAGGUGUUUCGUAACCGAUUUAAGCAAUACUUACAAUGUCAAUUCCAUCCGUGUCUUUUGCGGCAUCUUCUUCUAUUUUCUCCAUUUCUUCACUGUCGUCUAACUUCUUUACAAUAUGUGGAUGCACAUGAAAUGCAUCUGCCAUAAUCGCUAAACCCAGAACUAGAACUACGAAAACGUUUAGUUUCAUGUUCAUGUUUACACCUUUUACUGGCAGUGUCGCGCUGUACUUAUCCGA
Chilo suppressalis (striped riceborer) is the source of this 6095-nucleotide messenger RNA. The record is from the annotation of a GenBank genome assembly. Lineage: Eukaryota; Metazoa; Arthropoda; Insecta; Lepidoptera; Crambidae.